AUGUCGGACGCAAUCGACAACAAAGCUGUCAUGGAACAGCAGCCCGUCGACGAGAAGCAUGCUGUGAGCCCUCACGACAUGCAGGAUAUCCCCAUUGACGCUUUGCCCAAGUCGCGUUGGGAGCGAUCCUGGCCUGUCAUUGCUUGUGGUGCUGGACUAUUUUCUGACGGUUACUUGAACGGCAUCAUCGGCUCGGKCAACACCAUGCUCAGCAAGAUCUACCCCGAGACAUACGCAAAUUCCGCUGCCAGUCGCAACGUCAGUUCCAUUGCCUUCGUAGGAACCGUCGUCGGUCAAUUAGCCUUUGGUAUCACGAGUGAUUACUGGUCGCGAAAAUGGUCUCUCUUUAUUGCAACCGUCAUGCUCAUCAUCUUCAGUGCCCUAUGUGCCGGCUCAUAUGGCGCCGGGGAUAGUCAAGAAGGUCUUUUCGCUGCCCUGACUGCCUGGCGUUUUUUCCUAGGUAUUGGUAUUGGUGGAGAAUACCCUGCUGGAUCUGUCGCUGCAUCUGAGAGUACCGGCGAGCUCAAGUCUGGUCAUCGAAACCGUUGGUUCAUCUUUUUUACUGAUUUCAUGAUUGAUUCUGGAUAUGUGGUUGCGUCUAUUGUGGCUACUGUUGUGGUUGUCAUUACCUCUGAGAAUCACCUCCGUGCUGCCUGGCGUAUUUGUCUUGGAUUGGGUGUUAUCCCGCCUCUGAGUUUGUUGUGGCUGCGGUACAAGUUGAAGGAGCCCGAGGAGUUCAACCGGGAGCGUAUGCACAAGUACCCGUAUGGUCUGAUUAUCAAAUAUUACUGGAAACGAUUGUUCAUCGUCAGCUUGAUCUGGUUCAUCUACGACUUUUCCAGUUUCUCUUUCAGCAUCUACUCAAGCAAAUGGCUGGAAAUCAUCAUUGGCGACUCCGCUCCUCUCUGGCAGAGUUUUGCUUGGUCCAUUCUUACCAACGCCUUCUACCUCCCCGGAUCCAUGGCAGGUGCCUUUUUGAGUGACUGGAUUGGUCCCAAGCAGACCCUCGCAUGGGGCGUGUUUGCGCAAGGCGUUGUUGGAUUCAUCAUGACUGCUGCGUACAAGCAACUUGGAACACCGGAAUAUGUCGCUGCUUUCGUUGUCGUUUUUGGUAUCUUUUCAGCCCUCGGCGAACUCGGUCCCGGUGACAACAUCGGUCUUCUUGCAUCCAAGAGCUGCGCUACCUCUAUUCGAGGCCAAUACUACGGUAUCGCCGCCGCCAUCGGCAAGAUCGGUGCCUUUGUCGGUACCUACGUCCUUCCUAUCGCCCAGAAUCAUGCUCCCAACGCAAUCCGCGCUGGCCAGGAUCCUUUCAUCAUCUCAAGUUCGCUCUGCAUUUUCAGUGCGGUGCUCUGCUGGGUGUUCGUUCCUCAUAUUGGACAGGACACUAUCCAAGAGGAGGACCGUCGUUUCCGUGAGUAUCUUGAGGCGAAUGGAUACGAUACCUCGGACAUGGGUGCUAAGCCAUCCGAGUAA
Messenger RNA from Talaromyces amestolkiae, 1476 nucleotides. RefSeq lists its product as uncharacterized. The record is from RefSeq and is a predicted model, not a curated record. Gene Ontology annotation, cellular component: plasma membrane. Gene Ontology annotation, molecular function: carboxylic acid transmembrane transporter activity. Lineage: Eukaryota; Fungi; Ascomycota; Eurotiomycetes; Eurotiales; Trichocomaceae. The transcript has 6 exons. The coding region runs from base 1 to 1476 and encodes 491 amino acids. Gene Ontology annotation, biological process: transmembrane transport; carboxylic acid transport.